This is a messenger RNA of Striga hermonthica, 616 nucleotides long. NCBI's taxonomy places the organism in Eukaryota, Viridiplantae, Streptophyta, Magnoliopsida, Lamiales, Orobanchaceae. The record is from the annotation of a GenBank genome assembly.
AUGGGCAUAUUCUUAGCCACUAUCUACUUAAUCUUGCUCAACUUUUCAGCUUCGUUCGCCAACACCACAAACACGACGGUAUCGUAUGAGGCAGAAGCAUGUGUCGAUGCUAACAUCGUUUUAAGCUUUAAUUUCUACAUUAACAGCUGCCCUGAAGCCGAACCAAUCGUGUUCUCUUGGGUGGAAAAAGCGCUUUACGAUGACCCGAGAAUGGCUGCCUCUUUGCUCCGUCUCCAUUUUCACGAUUGCUUUGUCGACGGAUGUGACGCGUCGGUGUUACUCGACGACACGUUGGGUUUCGUUGGGGAGAAAACCGCGGCUCCCAACGCGAACUCCUUAAGGGGGUUUGAAGUGAUAGAUGCCAUAAAAGCUGAUCUUGAAUAUGUAUGUCCUGAGACAGUUUCUUGUGCUGAUAUUCUUGCUAUUGCAGCUAGAGAUUCUGUUGUGCUGUCAGGUGGGCCUGGAUGGGAAGUGGAAAUGGGCAGGAAAGAUAGUGUAGGGGCCAACAAAGCAGCAGCCAACAGCAAUAUACCUGCUCCUAAUUCUGAUUUAUCAACAUUGUUGUCAAAAUUCCAGAAUCUUGGGCUGUCACUCCAAGACAUGGUUGCACUGUCUG